Messenger RNA from Thyridium curvatum, 1860 nucleotides. RefSeq lists its product as uncharacterized. Gene Ontology annotation, molecular function: acetylglucosaminyltransferase activity. The transcript has a single exon. The coding region runs from base 1 to 1860 and encodes 619 amino acids. NCBI's taxonomy places the organism in Eukaryota, Fungi, Ascomycota, Sordariomycetes, Thyridiales, Thyridiaceae. The record is from RefSeq and is a predicted model, not a curated record.
AUGUACGCGACGCGGGUCCUGCCAUUCGGGCAGGUGAAGACGAUCCAGAUCAUUGUCUGUCUGUUCAUAGCCUCUCUGCUUCUCUUCCAACUCAGACUCAAUCACCGGCCACCGCAGAGGCCAUCCAUCUACCAGGAUACCGAAGGGACGACAAACCCCUGGUACGACUGGAAGAACAAAAGUAUCGGAAGGACUGAGGAAGUCACAUAUCUAAAGUACCUAAGUCGCACACAUGGCCUGACAAGGGACGUCUCAUGGUUUGCCCGGCGGAUACAGACGACGUACGGGGCGUCAAAGAGGCUGUCCAUGACGGAGGUGUCCUCCAGCUUCAUGCCCCACGGCUUGAGGAGGGUGAACCUCGAUGACUACGCUGUCACUCUCCAGGCGGACCAGGGGAUGAAGCUUUCUGUCGGCAGGAGCGCUACUCCCGACCAGGUCGACGCAUCCGGCCUGCUGUUUGGAGUGAGCACUACCUACACGCGAUUGACCUACCAGAACAACACCCUCAUCCACGACUGGGAGCGGUGGCUCACCGACGGCCACGGCAGAUCCAACGGCGCCGGCCUCGUGCUCGCCCUCCACCAGGCAACCAACGCGCAGCUGGCGCGCAUCACCGAGCUCCUGCAGGCCGGCGCCAUCGAUGCCACCGUCAUCCCGGCCGAGGCCGGAGCCGACAACCCGGCGCGGUACGGGCAGCUGGUCGAGCAGCUCCUCCGGAGGCACGACGGCGCCGGCGCCGGCGGGCGGCAGGCCAAGUACCUCGCCAUCGUCGACGACGACGUCUUCUUCCCCAGCAUGGACCGCCUCCUGCGCAAGCUGUCCAAGUUCAGCCCGGCCGAGGAGUACUACAUCGGCGCCCCUUCGGACCGGCAGUCGGACUGGGUCGUCGAGCGCAACACCACGCUGACCUACGGCGGCGGCGCCGUCUUCCUCACCCCGCCCAUGGCCGAGCGCGUCGCGGGCCUGCGCUGCCUGGUCGGGGGCGGCAGCAGCAGCGGCAGCAGCAAUGACGAGGACGAUGAUGAUUACAGGAGUAGCACGCUCUCGCCGACGCCGCCUUCGUCCUCCUCGCACGGGACGAGAGGGGAGGCCGGCACAGAGCAGUGGGACGAGGAGCUCUACCGCUGCGUCUCGCGCCGCACCAGGACGGACUUGCACGUCCUGCCGAGCCUCUACGCGCCCUCGGACGACGAGCUCUACCACGCCGACGGCAUCAGCAACGAGGGGUACGGCAGCGGCGUGCCCGCCCUCGCGCUGCACCACUACCGCAACUGGCACCGCUUCGAGGCCGGGCGCGGGCACCAGGUCGCCUCGGCCUGCGGCGAGGACUGCUUCCUGCAGCGCUUCCGCUUCGCCGACGGCUGGGUCCUCGUCAACGGCUUCACGCUGUCGCACUACCCGGACGGCGUCGAGGCCGUGCCCCUGCGCAAGAAGCAGAAGCAGCAGCAGCAGCAGCAGCAGCAGAAGCAGAAGGAGGCCGCGGAUGCCGCCACCUCUGUGGCUGCCGCCAAGGGCAAGGGCAAGGACGCCAGCGCCAAGGACCACCACAAGAUGGUCACGCAGACGUCGACGCAGCCGCGCGGCGCGCCGGCCGUGGACAAGAGGCUCGUCAUCGUCGACGACGACGGCGACCGGCGCGCCGGCGAGAUCAAGGUCGUGGCGUGGCGGGGGCCCAAGCGGACGUGGCGGCUGCUCGACUCGCGGAUCGGCGCCGGGGGCGAGGUGUGGCAGGCCUACGUCAAGAGGCGCGGGGCCAGCAGCGCGUACGACCUCGACGACCGGUGGUACGGCGACACGUUCCAUACCGACGAGCAGCCGGCUGGCGAGGACUCGGUCAUUGUCCUGAUCUGGGAGCCGUGA